AUGGCCUUCACAUUGGAGGAGAGGCAACAACUGGGCAUCCAUGGCUUAUUGCCUCCCUGUGUUCUUAGCCAGGAUGUUCAGCUCCUUCAAGUGCUGAGGAACUAUGAAAUGAGAAAAGAUGAUCUUGAUCGGUACAUUUUUCUCAUGGCCCUUCAAGACCGAAAUGAAAAGCUUUUCUACAAAGUACUGACAUCAGAUAUUGAGAGAUUCAUGCCAAUAAUUUACACACCCACUGUAGGCCUGGCUUGCCAACAAUAUGGACUUGCAUUUCGCAGACCAAGGGGUCUUUUUAUUACUAUCCAUGACCGAGGGCACAUUGCUACACUGUUGAAGUCCUGGCCUGAAAAUAAUAUCCGGGCUAUUGUUGUCACAGACGGGGAACGUAUUCUGGGCCUAGGUGAUCUUGGGAGUUAUGGAAUGGGCAUUCCAGUGGGUAAGCUGGCACUGUAUACGGCGUGUGUUGGAGUGAAUCCCCAGCAAUGUUUACCAGUGAUGUUAGAUGUCGGCACUGAUAAUGAGGAGUUGCUGAAAGAUCCACUGUAUAUUGGAUUAAGACACAAAAGAAUGAGAGGUCGAGCAUAUGAUGAUCUUGUGGAAGAGUUUAUGCAGGCUGUGACCGAGAGGUAUGGUCAAAACUGUCUCAUUCAGUUUGAGGAUUUUGGUAACACUAAUGCAUUUCGGCUUCUGAACAAGUACCGCAACAAAUACUGCACCUUCAAUGAUGAUAUCCAGGGGACAGCGGCAGUAGCAGUGGCAGGCUUGCUUGCAGCUCUGCGUAUCACGAAGAACAAGCUGUCGGAUCACAAAUUCCUGUUUCAAGGCGCCGGUGAGGCUGCGCUGGGAAUCGCAAAUCUUCUCCUGCUGGCCAUGGAGAAAGAAGGUGUAACUCAACAACAGGCUGUAUCGAAAAUCUGGAUGGUUGACUCCAAAGGCCUCAUUGUUCAAGGACGUGCCAACCUGUCUGAACAAAAAUUGCAGUUUGCCCACUCACAUCCCGAAGUGAGGCACCUGGCUGAUAUUGUUCAGGAUCUCAAACCUACCGCUAUUAUAGGAGCUUCUGCAAUUGGGGGUGCAUUUACUGAGCAAAUCAUCAAAGACAUGGCAAGCUUCAAUAAGCAUCCAAUUAUAUUUGCUUUGAGCAAUCCAACCAGCAAAGCAGAGUGCACUGCUGAGCAAUGUUACCGCCUGACUGAGGGCAUGGCAAUAUUUGCAAGCGGAAGUCCAUUUAACCCAGUUACAAUGCCAGAUGGGCGUGUGCUGUAUCCAGGCCAGGGUAACAAUGCCUAUAUUUUCCCUGGAGUGGCACUUGGAGUCAUAGCCUGUGGCAUGAGACAUAUCAGCGAUGUAAUUUUCCUUAUUGCAGCAGAGGCUUUAGCUGAGCAGGUUCUCGAGGAACAUUUGGCUGAAGGACGCUUGUAUCCUCCGCUUAAUACUAUCCAAGCUGUUUCCCUGACCUUAGCAGUGAAGGUUGCUGAAUAUGCUUUCAAAAAUGGAAUGGCAUCCGUGUACCCAGAGCCUGAAGACAAACAGUUUUUGAUCAGCUCCCUCGUUUACAGCACUGAUUAUGAUAAUUUUGUAAUUGAUUCCUAUACCUGGCCAGAAGAAGCAUCAAAGAUUCAAACAGUCAAAAUAUAAAAUCAAUAUUCCUAGCAUUCAGGGUUUAUAGAGAAGUCUAUAAGAUUAAUUUAUAAGGGAAAUGAAUCAGAUUCAAUAUUAAAGUUUGCAGUAUGGUGCAGAUAUUUAAGUUUCAUUUUCUGAUUAUAUAUCUCUUUGACUAAAAAUAUUUCUUCCUGUAAUGAAAAUAAAUCCUUUCUAUUCUGCUUUUCUUGCUGAUGAUAUUAGACUGCAGUUAAGAUAACACAUGUCUAUGUCAUUCAUUAAUGACAUUGUGGCUGACCAAUGCAGGACAUCAAAUAUGACCCACACUAACAUCCUUACCACAACUCUGCUUGCUGCAGGUGAGAUUGGGAGCACGUCAUUCCAUAAGAUCAUAUGAUCUAAUGCUGGUACUUUAAAAUUUGGCCAUUCCAGUUGAUGACAUCACUAAGCAAUGCUGAAAGUGGUAACUCAAAGCAUUUUCAUCACUUUGCAGACAGUGGUGAGUGCUUUUGAAAUGUCUGUAUUGAAAUACUGUUAGAAACCUUGAGUUCAGUGGAUUUGGCAGCGGUGAGCUUGGGUGGCAAAGGUGGCACAAGUAGUUAAAGUUGUGUGGGGAUUCUCUGCACCAACUUUUGACUGGAUUAAAAUUUCAUGUGGUAAGAAUGCCUCCCAGAAUUGGGCAAAGUUUGCCUUUGUAAUCUGUUGUUACCUGGAAACUGAGCAGGGGAGCAGUGGUGACUUAUGAAAGGACCAUAAAUGUCUUUGACGUUUUCUUACAGACCAGAAGGAAUGUAAGUGUCCCUCCAGACUCUGCAAUUAAACAAUUGACCUCCCACUGCCCUGAGUCCAUGCCCUGCCCUGACUCCUGAUCUCCUACCAAGCCCCUCAUUGUCACAUGACUUGUAUCAGGUACCAUUCCCACAGGUCCCUUUGAAGGUAGCUUCCAUGCUCCCUGGUCUAAAUAGCUAAACAGCCCCUUCCAGGAUGCAGUGGUUGAGGAAUUUGUAUCCAGUUUGCAUUUGAGGCUCAACCAUUAAAAUCAUGAGUGUUGCUCAUUGUCUGGUCCCAGAUGGCCUACUCGUCCUCCCCAUUGGCAGCAGAAAUAGAGACUUCUAUUCUUCCUUAAAGAAAACACUUGAAGUAUUUUCCAGUAUUAAUAUAAAGGAAAAUAUUGCUGGGUAUCAGCUAUUGCUGCUAUGCAGAAGACUGACUUAUGCACAAUUCUUUUGCUCUGGGUGAUGGCUAGAAUAGCAUCUUUAAGUGCAAAAUAUGUUGAAGACACCUGCUGUCAACAAUUAUCAGAAAUUAAAGUUGGUUUUUCAACAAAGCAUAAAACUGAUUAUUUGUUCACAAAGGAAGCAAUUUCCUUCAUAUUCAUCUUACCACAAUUUAUUUCAGCAAAAAAAAUCGAUGGAAACUAAGGGACAAAACUGGUUUAAUAUGGAAUAUUUUGUUCUGCAUUAUAUGUGGCAGAUUCACAGGUGCAUUAAAGUGAGCAUGUAUGUCACAGCUGUGGCUUUGAACACUUGGAUCUUCAUUUCUCAAAUUUGAAAAUUAUACAGGUGUUAAGUUGUAAACUUGCAGUUCACAUUAAGUUGAUUCCAUGGGAAAAAUGGUGACUAAAAUUGAGUUUGUGUGCUGCUGUGCCAGUUUUUCCUUUCCUCUUAUUGCAAGGCAAUUGCACGUAACAGCAUAAUAUUAAGAUGUUGGUUGAGAUGGCAGAUACAGCAUAAAAAGUGGAGAUCUAAAAUAAAGUUGAUAUGCGUUGUGAUCA
Molecule: messenger RNA, 3373 nt
Organism: Pristis pectinata (smalltooth sawfish)
Lineage: Eukaryota; Metazoa; Chordata; Chondrichthyes; Rhinopristiformes; Pristidae
Gene: me1
Product: malic enzyme 1, NADP(+)-dependent, cytosolic
Exons: 13
Coding region: 1-1635 (544 amino acids)
Biological process (GO): malate metabolic process; pyruvate metabolic process
Cellular component (GO): mitochondrion
Molecular function (GO): NAD binding; malate dehydrogenase (decarboxylating) (NADP+) activity; malate dehydrogenase (decarboxylating) (NAD+) activity
Source: RefSeq, a predicted model, not a curated record